Molecule: messenger RNA, 11630 nt
Organism: Phalacrocorax carbo (great cormorant)
Lineage: Eukaryota; Metazoa; Chordata; Aves; Suliformes; Phalacrocoracidae
Source: RefSeq, a predicted model, not a curated record
GAGCAGGGAUGCAAAGGUCGCUUGUGCCCACGGCCACGCGUGUGCAACUGCCCCAGGCAGCGUGUGGCAGGGGGGACGUGCAGGGAGCAGCCGGGUCGUCCGGCGCUGAGCUCCAACCGUCGGCAUCACUUUCAGGGGGCUUUAUGGUGUGCAGAAUGUCUCUGGUAUAAGCGAAUAGUUCAUCUUCUGCUGCACAGGCUGGAUUUGUCACGGUAAAGAUCUCCCCCUCCUGUCCGCCCGGGCAGCGCGGGAUGAGAGCGAACUGAAAUAACUCGCUCGGGGCUCCUGCUCUUGUUCUGUGACCGGAGCACAGAUCAGACAGGCUCAGUGUGUAAUUCAGGGCCUCCCCCCGCCCCGAGCAAGUGAGGGUGGCCGUGGCCCAAAGCUGCCUGCCUGCAAAGCUGGGCUGGGGAUGCUGGGUGGGAGCCCGUCAGGGCGACCGUGCACCUCGCACGGGCCACCGCCGGGGCUGGCUUCACCUCGGGGCGGUCGGUGCCCCUCGCAGAGCCCAGGGGAGGGCAUGAUGGGGUGCAGGAGCGCUGUCGCAGGGUGCCGGGGGGAGAGCAGCUCUCCCUGCGGCCCCGUCCGUGCAGAGGGACAUGUGGGUGGAGGAGAAGGGGGUUGGCGUGGAAGGUCACAGGCGAUGCUGGGUACCAGGAGGUCGUCCCUGAGCAGUGCUGGGCUGCCUGAGGACAUCGCUGGAGGAGAAGCCAUCCAGCCACAGUCUCUGGCUUGCAGAGGGCAGCGGUGAGAGCUGCUCUGGGAGGUGCUGAUGGUGAGCCCAGGCUUCAGGCAGAAACAAGGUCCCUGCAUGGGUGGGCGCUGGCAGGGCUCGUCUGGAGGUGGGACAGGCGGAGUUACUAACUCCAGAGAUGUGGGAAGAAGAGAGCCGAGGUCAAAGCUGAUGCCCAGAUUUCGACUCUUGAAGUACAAUACAGAUCUAAAUUAAGAGCCAGAAGCAAGGGCAGACUUUAUGAGCACAAGAAAGUCAUGACUCAUUUAUGAAAUGUGUGUCUAGACCGUUGUGGGCAAAGGGGAAGUCUUUGGGAGGAUGAGUCGGAGAGGCCAACACCGCUCCAGAAAUGAGUCUGAAGGGGACAAAAGAGUUUUGGAUGUCACCCUCUGAGUCACUGGCGUAGAGCCAGGGCUGGCGCUGGCACCCUUGGGCACAGCAGCCAGCCCGGCUCCUGCACCCUGCAAAACGUUUCAUGCGGAAAGCCCUUUUCUGCCUCUUUUUUAGUCUUUGUCUUCGGGAUUAGCUGUCAGGCUCAGAUCUAGCCUCAGGCUUAACAACGCUGCCUAUGAGAUGUCUGCUUGGUCCAUCCCAGAGCAGCCUGCUCGCUCCGCGUGCCUUUCCCGGGCGGGGGAGCGGGUUUGGGAUGCAGGGGCAGCAUGAACCCCAGUAAGGAGGUGCACGCCCCAGUAAGGGGGUACGCAGGCAGCAGGCACCCCGGCAAAAGGCUCUGCGGCUGCAGGGGGGCUGCGCGAGGUGGCAGGUAGGAGCAGCUGUGAAUUUUCCAGCCCAGCGUUACGCAGCAGAGGAGCGCGGCGGGAGGGUUUGCUGCUCUCGUGCCAAACCCACGGGCUGCGAGGGCGAGCGGUGGCAGGAGCUGUGCUGGGCCCUGCGGCCGGGCACGGCGUGGCAGCUUCUGCACCUGGCCUUGAAGGAGGAAGAGGAUAAUUGCUCGGUGACCGUAAUUAUUGCCCUGUGCUUUAAAGCCCGGCACUGGGCGGUGGAGCCGUGCCCCGUGGCCGCAGGGAGCUCCAGGCUCGCUCGCUCGGUGUGAUGGAUUCCCUUCCGUGCUCCUCAGGUUUCCAGCUUUCUGGAAGAGCUGCCUUUUCCACAUCAGUACACGACUGUGUGCAGCGUUAUUUCGGUCACCAGAUCACUUUAAUCACUGUUUUUCCCCUCUGCUCUCCUCUCAUUUUUAUCUCUCUCUCUGCUGGCACCACUCUGGAGGAUGCAGUUUUCUGGGGUGAUUUCAUUCCUCUUAAAGUGCCUCUGUCUCAUCCUGGGAAGGGUCAGACCCAGGGGUUUGGGAAAGCACAAACAGAAGGGGAAAUGGGGCUCGUCUGAAUUCACUUUUGAGUUAGUUAAGACCCAGAAGGGUGGGUUUUGUUACCUUAUUAAAACAAAGGUUAGGGUUUAGGCUGGACCAUGGAUGUGUGCUACGACGCUGUGCUGGGGUUAAUAGCAUAAUAUUUAGCACUGGCUGUGUGUUCGUUAUUUUUGAAAGGAAUUAAUAAAUAUUAACCAUGGCACUCUUUGAGGGCCUGUGUUAGCUUUUACCUUUAGCAGCUGGGAAAAUGAAGCAUUCUUGUUACGCUGUUUUCCUUAGCGUGUGAGCAAGCUUUUAGAAAGAAGAAGGAAAAAAAAGAGAAAGAAAGGGUUUGUGGUGGCCAGAGUUUUGUUACCUUCAGAUGCCGGGUACUCUGCACCCUGCAGACCUGCCUCUGCCUCCGACCCAAGCACAAAGUGUGAGUGCCCGUCCCUCGGGAGGGCAGUGCCGCCCCGCCGCGUUAACGACAUUACGCUUAGAUUAGCGUUUGGAGUUUAUGAAAUCUGCAAGUCACCGAUUGCUUCUGCAACUGCUCUGCAAGGCCUCAGCCUCUGCUUUUGUUCUCCCGCAGCAUUAAAACAACAGACACUGAUGUUCGAACAAGGCAAAAAAAUACUGAGAAAUACUGAGUCAGGUGUCUGUAACAAAUGGGGAGAGAGGGAGGAUUACUGCGGUCGUGAAGGUCACACAACAUGCCGGGGCAGAGAUGCCAUGACAAAGCAAUAGUUCCUCUCUCUCUCUCUCUCUCUCUGAACUGGUUUUCAACAAAUUCUUCUGCAAAGAGAUUUCUAUUGUGAGCCGUUUGAAAGACAAACGUAGCCAGGCCUGCAGCCCAAACGAUAAUCACUUACAGUUCUGCAGUGGCACAAAACGUAUACGGGAUUUCUAAAAAUGCCCCCAUCACGAGUCAUUGCCCGUUUGUAACAAAAAAGGUUUGUAAGAUACAGUGCAAGUGCUAACCCGUGUCUCAAGGCCCUGGUUGUGGUCUCCCUCAGUUGCAUGGUCAAAUAUGCCCCAGCAUAUAUUGCGUUUUAAGCGUGUUGCUGAUGGCAGCUGGUUCGCCUGAGAAAGUUCAGGUCUGGGGUUUUCUGGUAGAAAAGCCUUGAACCUCUGCCCCACAGCUCUGCCCGCACCCGGGGCCGCGCCCGUGGGCCCCUCGCCUUGGCUUUCUGCUGGCACCCUGCUUGCCAAACGUGGAGGAUGCUUCCCUUGGGUCUACUCCAGUUGCAGAUUCCCGGUGGCCGUGACUGUCCCCGUGUGCUGAGCCCGUGCCUGCACUGGGGCAGGUCGUGGUUAGAGGGAUCCCGGUGUCAGGCAGGCUUUGCCUUCUGGGAAUUUGUAGCUGGUGAUAGGUUUGGUUUCACCUGUUGUUAAUGCUCGUCUUUUCCCACCAUUCAUUGCAACCUCUUAUUUCUGGACCCUCAUUGAGAAAGGAGUACAUUCAUCUCAUCCAAACUCCUGUGAUUUGGAGGGUUACAAAAUUAAGGACGACCGAAAGUGAGCUGUUUAAAGCAAUGGGUAAAUGUUUGUGGCAUUUCUGCAUCUGGCAUCCCUGCCGUUCUGGAGGGGGAGGUGCCGCUCCUGCAGUUAAGCAGCUAGAUGAUCGCAGACCCAGCUGUAUUGUCAGAGGUUGCUGUGCAAUUACCCCAAAGUGGUGUUCAAAUGAUACAGGGCGAGGCUGAUACCCGCUGACAGGAGCUGCCCCGGCACCUCCAGGGCUGCCAGGGCUCAGGGCAUCACCAGCCACCUUCCCCGCGCCUUCCUGCAGCUCUUCCCCUCUCCCACAGCCCCUCGUGAUGGAUUGCACACUGAAACGGCGCCAGGCUCCGAGAGGCAGCACCUUUCAUUUGGUAAUCUUAAUUCCUGCUAAGCAGAAGCCAAAAGCUAAUAGAAGGCUCUGUAAUAUGUGUGUGCUCCCAUGCAUUUACUUCCUCGGCCCCAUCACCCUCCAGCCAGCAGCCCGGUGGCAACAUGCGGGGAUGUGGCUGCCAGCAGCUGUGUCCUGCACCACUGCUUGUGCUCCGCUGCUCCCCGGGGGUCGGACAACCUCCCCUCCCCGGGCACGAUCCCGGGCCUUGCCAUCGCUGGCACCCCGAGCGCAGCAGAGGUUUGCACUGGCUGUGGGUGGCGUUUGCUGCUGCUGCUGCAGCAGGGGACACCAGGAGGCGUUUGGGGACUGGCAGGUCCGGGGAGCCUGUGAGGGUCAGAGGCUCAAGAAAUUUGGGCUUAGAAAAGGCUAUCUGAGUUGUACCAGUGUGCGCAAGUCGACUGUUCUGUUAAGGGGAAAAAAAAACUCCAAAAGCAUAUUUUAUCUGGCUCUUUUUAAAGGGUGCUUGCAAUUAAUUUUGAAGCUGUGGGUGGUGGAGAAGGUCCUCUUCACCCCUCCUCCCCCACCUAAAUCAUCGUCAGACGUUUGCCAGGAGAGCUGGGAGUCAUGGGCAGGGGCUCUUGCUCUCCUGCUGGGACCUGCAUCUCCAGCGCACACAGAGUGGGUCACCCAGCCCCAAGAGGGUCUCUCGUAGGUGACCAAAUGCGCUACCAGCCUGUAACCGGAGCCUGGCGACGGUCUGGGUUGGAGCCUGCGGGACAUGGGGCACGGGAGGUCACAGCUGCCCCCCAGGGCGCAUGCACCACUGGGUGCCCUCCUCAGGCACAGACCAGUCCUCAAAGCCUUUGCCAAGCGCCUGAAAAUGGAUGGACUUUGGCCCAGCACCACGUGAAGCGCCUGAACCGAAGAGCACGAAGGUCUCGGUGGGACAGCGGGCUCCCAGCCUGCGCCGCUGUCGGCUGCGCUGGGUCCGGCCAGACGGGCAGCAAAUCCCGCUCCUCGCCCCAGAGAGCCGCUUCCCACGGCAAAUAAACACCAGAAAAUUGUAUCUGCCCUGUAUGGAGGAAAAUCACCCAGCCCUCCCUGGCCCUGUGCUGUCCUCUCAUGCUUGGCAAAUCGAGGCAAAUAUUUGCAGACAAAAAAAAGACUCAAAGGGAAGAGCCAGGCCUGACCAGCGCUGGACUAGGUGAGUAAGAAAUAACGCUCCGUCCCCGUGGGUGUGCAGAGCCGAGGGGAGGGUGGUGCAGUGCAGGUGAGGGGUUUUACUGCGCGGGAUGCUGAGGAAAAUCCCCCUGCAAAGCGGAGGCACGCUCCCGUGGCAGGGCAAGAGGAGGGGGUGUGCGCGGCCACCCCGGCACCCGCAGCAAACCUCGUCUGGAGGGUGGUCGUGGGUGCCCCAAACGUGAACACAGCCCUGCAAAGCCAGAGCCUCCCAUGGCGAGCCCGGGAUCCGCAAGCAGCACGAGAUCAGGACUGACUCAAUCACCAGCUAGCAAUUACUACACCAUUAAAAUAAAAAUCGGUAAUUGCUUCCUCAUUGAAAAGUUAUGACUUUCUUUCUCUAAUUAGUACCCUAAAGCUAGCCUUGUUUCCUGUUGAAAUGCGUGCGCUUGUGGUUCGGGAUUGCAAUGUCUCUUAAAAGUCCUUCUUGGUGCCUCCUCCCCCAGACUGUGGCUCACGCAAAUACGGGCUGGCUGAGAAAUGGAUGGAAGCAUUUGCGGUUUGGUUGGGUUCCUGCGCUAAUUAAGGGCCACAUCCAGCACUUAGGAGCUGGUGGAAACUGCACGCAGCUGAAAGGAGGCUGAUUUCUGCAGGGAAGGGGCAGUGGUGCUUCCAAAAUGACCCCGGGGAGUUUCCGUGCAACAGGUAGAGACAAGCCCGGCAGGGAGGAGAAGCCGGGAGUGCGGAGGAGUGGGAAAGGUCCUUUCUAAGUGCUAAGUUCUGGUAUUAUUUUUUUAAUUUCUGACUUUGUGUCAAAGGAGACAACAAAUAUUUAAGAAGGUGCUUGAAAUUCUGGGUUUGGUCUCUUCUAUGAGCGCACCCUUGGAAGCACAUUGAAAUGAGAAGAAAGAGACUGAAAUAAAACCGCAGCAACUAUUAUCCUUAUGGGCCUUGUGACUUAGCCCUAACUCCUCAUUACAACUACGCUCUGAGCUGCUAACUGCUAUCUGAGCCAAACCAAAGAUGCCAAAUAUAAAUACAAUUUGCUGCAAGCUCUAAUUGCUCCGGCUGGGCGGGCGCAGGUGCUGUGCACGGCCGAGCCCCCGCACGCCCCCGCUGCUCCCUGGGGCCACACAUCGCCGCCGCUCCCCUUCCACCUCCCUGAGCCUCUUGGCUUGUUCGUGCCUUUUGGCAAAGGGGAAAGCCCUGACAAAGCAGCCACAGGGAGACACAGAGCUAAGAGCUCCCCGGCGCCGCUGUGCCGGAGGAUGGGGGUCCCGGGCACCCAUGGGGCUUCGGCUCGAGGAGCAGCGGGCAGGAGCAGAGCCAUGCAGCUGAUGCAGAAUAAAGUUGAAGGAGCCAUAGCCAGCUGCAUGAUGAGCUGCCUGGGUUAGGAGGAAGAUCAAGGUCUCAGGAGUGGGAGGAAGGCCAAAGUCAUUUGGGGAGCUUGGGAGGGAAAGUCUAUCCCCUGGGCUGGGGUGGAGCUGGGAAGGAAAGUUUAUCCAAAGGGCUUGUAAAGCUCUGGGUCUGGCUGGAGACCUCUGUGGACCCAAACUCUCUCCAGCCCUCAUCCAAAGUUCGUGUUCUUGCGCAUCCCGAUGGCUCGGAGCAGCCACUCCAGCGGCCGGAGGAAGCGGGGCCGACCCGGCGUUGCAGGGAGAGCAUUUGGACAUCGCGCUGCCUUAUCGCCACUGAGCCCAGUCCUGCCCUUAGGAACCACUUAAACUCCGGACCUCUGUCUGUGCCCAUCUCCCCAUAUGCCUCAUGAUUGCCGCAGGGGCUGAGAGGUGCCUGAGCUCCCCGUGAUCGCUGUUAGCAGCCCAUCUCCCAGCCAGUGUGUCGGGUCCAGGAGCCAGUGGGGAUGGGGAUGACGCUGGGGUCCUCGCCCACACCUUUCACUGGAGCAGGGAGCAAACCCAGGGGCAGGGGAGUGGCGAGGGGAUGCUCCCACUGGGCUGGCCGCAGCAGCUGUCUGGAGGGCUGCUGGUGGGACUGGUGGGCUGCGCUGGGGGGUACUGGUACCUCUGAGCGAUGGGCAGGGCUGCGGGCACCAGCUCACACAUGAGACCCCGAGACACCUUCGGAUGUGCCACCCACACGGCAGCAGCACCCUGGGCUGCAGCCGGUGCUCAGCCUCCGAAACCAAAGCCCUUGGGCAAAGCAAGGGGCGCGUGCCCAAAGCGGGGUGUGGGGCUGGCUCGGGGUGCGCCUGCGCAUAUGGCACAGGCACAGAGCAGGGUGUCGCUGGGUGGCGGGCCAGAAAACCAGGCUGGUUGUACAAGCGGAAUUUGUCCCACCGUGCUUCCAUCUUGUCUUGUUCGAUCACUAAUCUCACUCAUUUUUUGCUUACCUCCCUCACCAGCAUUUCCCAGCCCGGGUCCUGACCCCUCCCCACCAGCUUGGACGCCCCAGAAGAAAGCACCCAUCCCAAACGCUGCUGGGACAUGGGGACGCUGGAACAGCCCCCCGAACCGUGGCUCCAGAGCGGGAGGAAGAGGAGGCGAUGCUCAGCAUUUACCCCUUUGGGCAGGAAAAGCCCCCCUGGAUGGACGUCGCAGGGUGCCGGUGGAGCGCCGGGGAAGGGCAGCCUGGUUCUGCCGGCUCGGUGGGUGGCAGGGGAUACCCCUGCGUGGGGAGGAGCGGGGCGGAAAAUGAACGCUUGGGAUGCAACACCGUGUCUCACCCGGCCCCACGUGCGAGGUCUCCCCAGUUCAGCAACGGAAGAAGCCGGUUUCGGCCGCCAGCGCUGAGCCGCGCAGCACCGCAGGCAGGCAGCACGGCUUGGUGGAGGACAGGACCCGUGAUGUGAACCUUUAAUCAGAGAUCUGUCGGCGGCCAAGCGCAAGUUUGCGGACUCCCUCAAUGAAUUUAAAUUCCACUGCAUCGGUGACGCUGAAACAGAUGAUGAGAUCUGCAUCGCCAAGUCUCUCCAGGAGUUUGCCACGGUGCUGCGGAACCUGGAGGACGAGCGGAUGCGCAUGAUUGAGAACGCCAGCGAGGUGCUGAUCACGCCGCUGGAGAAGUUUCGCAAGGAGCAGAUCGGGGCUGCUAAGGAUGCCAAAAAGAAAUACGACAAGGAGACAGAGAAGUAUUGUGGUGUCCUAGAAAAGCACUUAAACUUGUCUUCUAAGAAGAAAGAAUCCCAGCUUCAGGAGGCAGACAGCCAGGUGGACCUGGUUCGGCAGCAUUUCUAUGAAGUCUCCCUGGAGUAUGUCUUCAAGGUGCAAGAGGUCCAGGAGAGGAAGAUGUUUGAGUUCGUGGAACCUCUGCUGGCCUUUCUGCAGGGGCUUUUCACCUUCUACCACCACGGCUACGAGCUUGCAAAGGACUUCAGUGAUUUCAAGACAGAGCUGACAAUCAGCAUCCAGAACACAAGAAAUCGUUUUGAAGGAACGAGGUCGGAGGUUGAAUCUUUGAUGAAGAAGAUGAAGGAGAAUCCUCACGAGCACAAAAACAUCAGCGCUUACACGAUGGAGGGUUACCUCUACGUGCAGGAGAAACGUCACUUUGGGACUUCAUGGGUGAAGCAUUACUGCACGUACCAGAGGGAAUCAAAGCGCAUCACGAUGGUGCCGUUUGACCAGAAAUCUGGAGGAAAAGGGGGAGAAGACGAAGCUGUUAUCCUCAAAUCUUGCACACGGCGCAAAACGGACUCAAUCGAGAAGAGGUUUUGCUUUGAUGUGGAAGCUGUCGAUCGGCCUGGCGUGAUCACCAUGCAGGCGCUUUCAGAAGAGGACCGAAGGCUAUGGAUGGAGGCAAUGGAUGGCCGGGAACCGGUCUACAACUCGAACAAGGACAACCAGAGUGAAGGCACUGCCCAGUUGGAUGAUAUCGGCUUCAGCAUUAUCAAGAAAUGCAUACACGCUGUCGAAACAAGAGGGAUCAAUGAGCAAGGGCUCUACCGAAUCGUUGGAGUAAACUCUAGAGUUCAAAAGCUGUUGAGUAUAUUAAUGGAUCCCAAAACAGCCACUGAAACAGAAACAGAGAUCUGUGCGGAGUGGGAGAUAAAAACCAUUACUAGUGCACUGAAAACCUACCUGAGAAUGCUUCCGGGGCCGCUCAUGAUGUACCAGUUUCAAAGGAGCUUCAUCAAAGCAGCGAAACUGGAGAAUCAGGAGUCGAGGGUGUCAGAGAUCCACAGCCUCGUUCAUCGGCUCCCGGAGAAAAACAGGCAGAUGCUGCACUUGCUCAUGAACCACUUGGCAAAAGUUGCAAAUAAUCAUAAGCAGAACCUGAUGACUGUUGCUAAUCUGGGUGUGGUAUUUGGGCCAACACUGCUUCGACCUCAAGAGGAAACAGUCGCUGCCAUUAUGGACAUCAAAUUUCAGAACAUCGUGAUCGAAAUUUUAAUAGAAAACCAUGAGAAGAUAUUUAACACGGUGCCAGAGACUCCGCCGUCGAACUCGCAGCUGCUGUUAUCUCGGAAGAAGAGCACGGACUCGAAGCCUCCCUCCUGCAGCGAGAGACCGCUGACGCUCUUCCACACGCCACAGCCCAACGAGAAGCAGGAGAACAGGAACAGUAUCAUCAACUCCAGCCUGGAAUCCGUCAUCUCUUCAAACGUAAACAGCUUCCUCAACUCCAACAGCGCUCCCCAGCCCAGCCUGAACUCAAGUGAUCUUGAACUAGAAGUAAUUAAACCCAACAGGCCAAAUUCACUCCCUCAGAAUCCAAGCCCAACGUCACCCCUCUCACCGUCCUGGCCCAUGUUCUCCGCACCAUCAAGUCCUAUGCCCACCUCCUCUACGUCCAGCGACUCAUCCCCCAUCAGCUCACCGCUGCGGAAAGCCCGAGCCCUGUACGCCUGCAAAGCAGAACACGACUCGGAGCUCUCCUUCACGGCAGGCACCGUGUUCGAUAACGUUCAUCCAUCCCAGGAGCCUGGCUGGCUGGAAGGGACCCUCGAUGGGAAGACAGGAUUAAUCCCGGAGAACUACGUCGAGUUCCUAUAACUCCGGGCGUAAGAAGCACCACUGCUGAGCUUUACAUGGUAUCCAUGGCAGCCGCUGGCGGGAGUCCUGCAGACCGUUUUGCUCUUUGCCACUGUGCGACGCAGGGUGAAGGACUUCCCCGGACCCACUGAGAUGAAUGUUUGCGUGGAGCCUAUCGUCCGCCCCUCCUCCCGCGCUCCUGCGGCGCGCCGGGGCGGCGGGGGGAGCGGUCCUGGCCCGAGCAGGGGCAAGCCGUGCCCAAAGCAGGGGCAAGCCGUGCCCAAAGCUCACGUCCCAGCUGGGAGACCUCGCCGCAAUCAGAACCAGCAAAACGCAGCAGCUCCACGCCGCAGCCCGAGCGCUCCGCGGGGGACAAGCCUGCAAACUGAACCAGCACGCGCGAGCCACCGAGCCUGGGGCUCCCCGCAGCUAUAACGAGCAUUACCGGGAGCUGACGGACCCCGACGCAUCGGCCUCCCCGCCGGAGGAAGAGCGGUCAGCGGCGAGGGGUCCUUUGCUCCCACGGCCCUUCCCCGCUUUCUGACCAGCCCGGGCGAAGCCCUCCCGUGCAGCCGGGGAGCGGCGCAUCCCCUCCUCGCGCCGCUGUGGCAGAGGAAGGGGUGAGGUGCUUUCGGCUGCCAUCAAACCACAGGCUGGGUCUGCAGUUUGCGGGAGGCUGAGCCUCCCGAGGCAGGCGGGGGCAGCCCCGGCGAGGCGGCGGCCGUCCUGCCGUGCCACGGCAGAGCCCUGCUCUCGCAGGCGAGAGCGAGGCACUCGGUGGGCGCUGCAGGGUGGGCACGGCGCCGGCCGGGAGCUGUCAGGCCUCGGCAGGCGUCAGCACGGCGGAGGGGAGAAUAUUUUGGACCAAACCUCUCAAACAUCUAUUUUUUUUAAAAAAAAAAGAUUUAGAUUUUUGCGAGGUAAACAUCUGUGAUCUGUGCAGCCUGCGCUUCCUUCCUGGAGAGCAAGAUGCAGCUCCAGAUAAAACACCGCUCCUUUUCUUUGACUGACUGCUUUGUAUCUCCACUUCUCAGUGCAUGUUGCACAGAGACAUCCAUGCUUUCGGGAAUGGCCAGGCCGCUGAUGUGCCACUUCGGAGCUGCGUUUACCAUUCUCCACCGUUGCUUUUUAGGUGGUCUCCUUGCUUGGAGCCUGGCAUGUAGCCUGUCCGUGCCAAGUCUGUGCAGUCCUGGUUGUGCAAGGUAAAUUAUUUCCAUACUCACAGGACACGUAUUGUUGGUGUGGCCAACCUACGGUCUACAGAGAACGAAGGGCGAGCCCUUCGCCGCCGCCCCUCUGCGCCUCCCUGGACGCGCGGCGAGUGGUUGGCAGGGCGAGUUCGCGAAUCCCUCGCCGUUUUUGAGGGGGAGGGUGGGAGAAGGAGCCCUGCGGGACUGCAGAGCCGGGCUGGCCGGGUGGCGUGUCGAGAGCUGGAAUGAUUAUAUUUUGUAAUAGAAAAUUGUGAAAGAAACCCCAGCCCGCUGGCAGAGAGACUCUGUUGUGCAGAAGCGACGCUGUCGCGCGCUGCUGGGGGAUGGAUGUCGUGUCUUUUUGUAAUAAUUUUAAAGACUCCGAGUGACUGAAUCGCUGUAUGUGUCACUUUUUAUUUUUGAAAGAAUUAAUGUAUAAAUAGAGUAUCUUAAAAUAUUA